UUUCAUCCAAUGUUAACCGUAUCCUAUCCUGAUUCGCCGUCGCCAUGAGCAACGUUAAUCCGAACCCGGAAAGGGUGCUGGCAAUCCCUGUGAAGAAGAGUGAUCCGGUGGGUCUGUACCGGCCGUUACGCAAGUUCGUAGCCAGAAAAUAUUCAGAGAGCGAUGCACAGAAAGUGGAAAGCAUUCUCGAAACCCUAAACAACUGCCGCAGGGACAUGGUGGAGCGAGGGGACCUCUCCCUUCCCAUGCAACGUGACUGCCUCAUCCACUACUUCAAAUGUCUCUGCAUGGUUGACCCACUCUUCACCGCUAUCUCCUCCGAUGCCGACGCCGACCCGAUCACCUUUGUCUGGUACGACGCCUUCUCCUCUGAGCAUGACAAUGGGGUCUCCUCGCAGCGCAACAGCAUCCAAUUGGAGAAGGCUGCUGUUAUCUUCAACCUUGGCGCCAUCUGCAGCCAGAUUGGGGCCUCUUGCGACCGCACCACCUCCCUUGGCCGUCACCUUGCAAUGGACGCAUUCAAUGCCGCCGCCAAUUUCUUCUUCAAACUCUGGAAGGUUUUUGCCAAGGACGUCUCCGCCACUCUCGACUUGACUCUACUCUUCGCCGAGAGUCUGCACCGCCUCUUCUCCGCUCAGGCCUCGGAGCUCAACUUACAGCAACGACUUCACCACAACAACACAAAUGACGACGCCAGUUCCGCUCAACAACAACAUCAUUGUGCCGUUUGGUUUGAAUCGGUUUCUAAGCUUUAUCGGAUGGCAUUUGAUCUGAUACUAAGUGAUUCGGCUGCAACCAAACUUGUUGGCUCAUUUGACGAAACCUGGAUAACACAUCUUUCUCGGAAGGUGAAAUUCUUUGAGGUGGAGGCUCGUCAGAGGCGAUCAUCCAUCCUACCCAAUUCCAAGCGACCUAGAACAUUGUCAUUGGUUCAAUCUUGUAGUCUUGAUCAUGAUGCAGAAUCUGUCACUGAAAAAUUAGUUAGAGGGAUUUGUUGCAUGAUUUCAUUGUUACAAUCUUGUCUUGAUCAUGAUGUAAAUCCUGUCCUUGAAAAGAACACUAGAAAGUUUUGCAAGUCCUGGGACAUGUCUAUACCCAAGCAACAUAGAAUCCCAUACCUUGACCUCCUCCUCUCUGAGUACAGCUCUUUCAAGAUUAUUGACAAUGGAAAGCUAGUGGCCAGCCCGUGGAACAUGCCUCCUCCUUAUCCAAUAAAUUUGGCCAUCCUCUCAGCUUCGUCUUUCUCAGAUAUGCUGGCAAUCCCUUUGAAGAAGAGUGAGCCCUUGGACCUCUAUGAGCCCCUUCACAGUUAUGUUGCCCUUAAAUACUCAGAGAGCGAGGCAAAGAGAGUAGAAGGCCUUUUCCAAAUGCUACAUAAAUUGCGCAGUGAAAUGCAGCGUGAUGAACUCUCUCUACCCAUUCGCCGUGACUGCUUCAUCCGCUAUUUCAAAUGCCUUUGCAUGGUUGAGCCUUUGUUCCCCAUGACUAACUCACCCAGUACACCUAUCUUUGUUUGGUACAAUGCCUUCAACCCACAAGAGAAUUCUUCCCAGCACAACAUCCAUUUGGAAAAGGCCUCUGUUCUCUUCAACUUGGGAGCCCUCUGCACCCACAUUACUCUCUCCUGCGAUCUUACCACCGACCAAGGCCUUCACCUUGCCGUGGACACCUUAAAUGAUGCUUCGUAUUGGUUCUUCAUACUGUGGAAGCAUGAGGCAGAGAAGGCAUCUGCCACCAUUGACUUGUCAGUAAACUGCGUCGAGCUGCUUCGCGAGAUAAUAACCGCUCAGAUUGACGAAUUGAAAUGGAAUUAUCCUCCUUCCCAUUGUAAUUCCCAUUCUUAUCGAUCAUCGUUACCUGCAUAUCCAGUUGCUCAGCAUUAUCGGAAAGCUUAUGAUAUGUCGACAUUUGGGCCUUUGGCUGAGAAUCUUGUUCAAUCCUCAAUACCUCAAUUUCUUGAGUCGAAGAAAAAAACCUGCCUUGUUAAAACUGGUUCCAGUGUCACUGAACAAUUUAUUUUGGGGUAUUGUGAGGCUCAAUCCCUGCUUCAAGAGGGAUGUCAAACAUCAUGCUUGGACCUUUUCUCCGAGGUUGGCUCUUUCAAGAUUAAGGAUGGAAAUCUUGUGGCCAACCUUAGAGGCAGUAAUGUUGCCAUUGGAGGAGAUGAGCUCUCAGGAGACCAUACCACCACAGUAACAUUACCAUAGAGAAAAACAAAACGAGCUUUAGGAUUUUUCUUUUCCUUUUUGAAAUUGGAUGUUGGAAUUUUGUUUGUCGAUGCUAGA
Molecule: messenger RNA, 2285 nt
Organism: Arachis stenosperma
Lineage: Eukaryota; Viridiplantae; Streptophyta; Magnoliopsida; Fabales; Fabaceae
Exons: 3
Coding region: 45-2207 (720 amino acids)
Biological process (GO): negative regulation of stress fiber assembly
Source: RefSeq, a predicted model, not a curated record